AUGAACAGCCUGCUCGUACUACAGGACCCUUGGUCGCCCAUCCGCUGUAUACAUCUCCGCAGGAUCGUGUUUAUGGCUGCAAGACGGCAUGCGCGUGAAAAUCGGUACCACAAGGAGCUUUGGUUUCUUCUUGCGAGAUGGCAGACAGAUUCAGGUUCCUUGGUACAUGCAGACGCUUGCAUGCCUGCCAUAAGGCUGAACGCCCUAAAAGAGCGGAAGCAGAAGGAGGAGGAGGAGAAGCAGCUCAAGCGCGAGGCCGCACGGGCCAAACGCCGGUCCGAAGCGACACAGAAAGAAGUCGCUGACGAGCAAGCUUUGGCGGACUGUGAAGCGCAAGCGUGGCAAGACAGCGAGAACGUUGCGAGAGUGAAGUACGAAGCCGCGCUGGUCGUCCGAAUAGCGCUGAAGUUCGGAAGCACUGGCGUCUGGACCAAGAUAGCAGAGGCAAGGGCUAGAGGUUCCGACUUGCCGCUGGAUCCCCGCAAGAUCUACUUGCUGGCGCAUCCCGACAAAUGCCCCUUGCCUGAAGCGGCAGAUGCCACGGCUAUCCUCAACGCGCAGCGCCCCCCCGAGAUGACGGAGGCCCGGCCGCGGCCCGCGGCCAAAGCCCCGGCGAAGUCGGCGCCCUCAGCGCCGGCGCCUUCGCCGGCGCCCGAGCCAGAGGUUCCUGAAGCGGAGGAGGAUGAUCCAGUGGAGGAGGGGGAGGAGAAGCGGAUUGAUCCCGAUGACUCGCAGGAGCUCACUUUUCAAGAGCUCCAGGAGAAGUACAAGAGCUUGUGGAUGGCUGAGGACAUCCAGGAGUACUGGGACUCCGACUGUCAGCCGCUGAAGACGUCGCGGAAGCCGGCAAAGGCCACGGCCGCCGCCGCGCCGGCGCCGGCGCCGGUACCGGCACCCGCACCAGCCAGUCCGGAAGAGCCAGUGGGGCAGGCGCAGCGGAAGACGCGGCGGUUCUGA
Symbiodinium natans is the source of this 957-nucleotide messenger RNA. Lineage: Eukaryota; Dinophyceae; Suessiales; Symbiodiniaceae. The record is from the annotation of a GenBank genome assembly.